Molecule: messenger RNA, 1261 nt
Organism: Daphnia magna
Lineage: Eukaryota; Metazoa; Arthropoda; Branchiopoda; Diplostraca; Daphniidae
Product: lys-63-specific deubiquitinase BRCC36-like
Exons: 8
Coding region: 105-902 (265 amino acids)
Biological process (GO): double-strand break repair
Cellular component (GO): BRCA1-A complex; BRISC complex
Molecular function (GO): polyubiquitin modification-dependent protein binding; metallopeptidase activity
Source: RefSeq, a predicted model, not a curated record
CGCAGUCCGCGUCCGCAUUUUAUCAUGGCCCGCCAGUGACACCUAAAUACAAAAAAACAAACAAAAAAAACGUGUUUUCAACUAGAGAACAGGAGAUAGUCAAAAUGCCAAUUAAAGAAGUUUUUGUAGAAACAGAUGUGUACCUUACUUGUUUAAGUCAUGCCCUAUCCACAGAGAAAGAAGAGGUUAUGGGACUGCUGUUAGGUCACGUAGAUCAACGUCUCGAUUUAUCAGUUCAAGCGGGUGGUUUGUAUGGACAAUCAUUUAUUGAAAAUGUAAUCAUUCUUCAAAGAAGUGUCCGUCAAGCUGAUCGAGUUGAAAUAUCUCCCUUGCAAUUGUCUGCAGCUGCUCAAGAAGCUGAAAAACUAUCAAUUGAGCUUGGUAAACCAAUUAGGGUACUUGGAUGGUACCACUCACAUCCACAUAUUACUGUUCAGCCAUCACAUGUUGAUAUGCAAACACAGUCCAAUUACCAAGCUAUGGAUCCUGACUUUGUAGGAUUAAUAUUAUCAGUUUUUCAACAAGAAAAUAAUGAAAAGUUUGCCAAUUCUUCACUGAUUUGCUUCCAAGCAGUAAAUAUUGACGGUGUUUUGAGAAGUCGAGAAAUUGUGCUGAGUAUUUCUCCCCCGGAAUCUGCCGCAGGGCGUGAAAUCAAAACAUUAGCAAAAAUUCCAUUAAUUUUGUUAAGUGAAGAGAGAGAACAUGUGGAUAAAUGCUCCUCUAGUGACUUGGUUUCUAAAGUACAGAACAAAGCAGUAUUUACGCAAGCAAUUUGUCAACUACUUCAAUGUUGCGAAAUGCCCUGCGUCAGUGCAGUUCUCGCUUAUGAACAAUCUUUGUUAAACAAUUUAUAUCGUUUACAGUUAGUAAAGCAAAGUUUUGAUAAUCUAACUAAAUGUUAGUGAUGCUAUCAAUGAUUACGGAGAAUAUCGAUGGUUCAAAAUAACCACUAAGGUUGCUUGCAGGCGAUGAAGAUCGAUAAUUGGAACAUAUAUCUUGUUUAUAGUAAUAGCCCACUGUAUUGUCAAUAACCCAAUUAAAACAGAAGCACAAACUAAUGAACAUGCAUUUUACUUAACAACUUAACAUUAUUGUGCUUACAGUGGAUGUUGGAGGAUCAGUACAAUGAGAGAUGGUGACAAGCUCUAGUUGUUGACAUCUUGAUUGUCCAGUCCCAUUUGAGAAUUUGGUGAUUUGGUUGACUGUGUACUCAAGUUUCUUGCAUAAACAAAAUGAAUCAGUAAACAGCAUUACGUAUAAA